Hermetia illucens (black soldier fly) is the source of this 2112-nucleotide messenger RNA. RefSeq lists its product as uncharacterized. Gene Ontology annotation, biological process: proteolysis. The transcript has 2 exons. Gene Ontology annotation, molecular function: aspartic-type endopeptidase activity. The record is from RefSeq and is a predicted model, not a curated record. The coding region runs from base 1 to 2112 and encodes 703 amino acids. Lineage: Eukaryota; Metazoa; Arthropoda; Insecta; Diptera; Stratiomyidae.
AUGGCUAUUACAAAGCUAAUUAUAGCCCAACAGAUUAAUUUGGAAUACGUGGAGCAGAUAACCACAGAAGUGAACAGCGGUGCUAUCGCUCAGCUUACCAACUUCGAGGCUGAAUCUAAAUUGGUCAUAGUUACUGAUGCCUGGGAGAAAAUAUCUCGCGAUCAUAAGAUCAUGACUUCGAAGGCCGAACUGCCUCUAGAAAUUCCUUACUUUAAGGACAAAUGGUUCUUAAAAGCCAAGGUGCAGUUCGUCAAAGCGGAAUCCGCUCUCAAGGCACGCAUAAACGAGCUGGAGCCUCGUUCUCAUCCCUCAGCAGCCUUCAAAGCCUCUUUUCAAGAGUCGGUACAGCAGCGUGCACCCUUACCGACAAUCAAGCCACCAGAAUUCUCUGCCAAUAUCAUCGAUUGGCCGUCGUUCAAAUCGCUAUUUUUGUCGGUCGUCGAGAAACAGGGUGUCACCGAGGUUGACAAAAUGCACUACCUCACAACCAGUAUUCAAGGAAAUGCUGCAUCUCUCAUCGCCAACAUUCCCAUUACUAAUGAGGCGUUCAACUCGGCCUGGACAGCUUUGCAGAAUAGAUAUGAGAACAAGCGGCUUCUCAUUUCUGCACAGUUGAAUCGACUAUUUACGCUUCGAAGGAUGGCGUCCAGGACCUCGAAGGAACUAAACACUGUCAUCAACACAGUGACCGAGGUGCUCAAUUCACUUAGGGCGCUAGGAUCGCCAGUUCAACAUUGGGAUCAGCUGCUGGUACAUCUCAUAACUCAUCGACUGGAUCUGCAAACCCGUGAGGACUGGGAGCUCACACUGGGAUCAUCAACAAAGUAUCCAGCAUUAGAGCGACUCACUAAUUUUCUAAUGUGCCGCGCACGCGCACUAGAAACCAUGGAAGGUAGACUGAUUCAGAAAGGCAAAGAUAAGACUCAGCCUGGAAGAAUCAAUACUGGGAAACAACAAUCUCCCAAAGCAUCUCAUGUGCAUGUGGCGCGAUCAUCUCAUUCGAACUCUGCUCAGUUUGUGAAGUUUAAGCCAACAUCUAACUCAUCUAUUUCAUCAGCGAAUUAUCAGUCGAGCUGCAAUCUUUCUCAGCCAGAUGUUGACAACCAAUCGCCGAAACCCGAGGUCAAAUCAACGCUAUCGUUUAAGUCGAACUACUGUUCUUGUUGCGGAGGAAAUCAUUUUGUAGUAGGAUGUCCGAAUUUCCAGACAUUAGACGCAAAUCAACGGUUUCAUCUGGCAACAUCUCGUGCCCUCUGCAUUAACUGUCUGGGUACGCAUCAAGUGAAAGAUUGCCGCAGUACAAGACGCUUGCGAAAGUCUCAUCAACACCUCAAAUCGGAAAUCAUAUCUCGUCCAACGGUUUUGCUGGCAACUGCUCAAGCUCUCAUCUUAACAUCGUCACGGAAUUCUCACCCAGUAAGACUUCUCAUCGAUCCAGGAUCGGAGAUCACCCUCAUUUCUCAGGAACUCUUCCGCACUCUCAACCUCGCUGUCUCGAAUGUCUACAUUCCAAUUGUUGGAGUAGGUAGUGUCUCAUCUGGAGAAACAGAAGGAGCUGUCAACUUUACAUUGUUAUCAAGAUUCUCAACUCAACAGGCAGAGUUCAACGCACACAUUCUCCCGAAUCUCACCGUUAACUUGCCGUCAGUCGAAAUAUUCGCAAAGAAUUGGCCUCAUCUUCAUAAUCUGGAACUAGCUGACCCUGAUUUUCUCUCACCUGGAAAGAUUGCUAUUAUCAUCGGUGCAGACUCCUACGGCAAAAUCUUAAGAUCUGGAGUUAAAUCCAGUUCACCAAAUGAGCCUACGGCUUUUAACACCAUGUUUGGAUGGACAAUUCUUGGUCCAGUCGAUGGCUCAUCAUCCAGUGCACCUUCCCAUACUGGUUUCAUAAUCUCAAAUGAGCAGCUACAUGACAACAUCUCCAAAUUCUGGGAAAUUGAGGAUGUCUCGUCUCAUCGGGAGGAUUCGCUCAGCGUCGAAGAAGCAGAAUGUGAAGCACAUUUGCAGAGCACACAUACUCGCGACACUGCAGGUCGGUAUGUGGUGCGUCUUCAAAUCGAAUGCUCCACAACUCGGACAAACGAAGCAUAUCGCAGAAAAAUCGCUCAAUAG